AUGGUGUUGUCCAAAACGGGGAUCGCUAAAGGGCAAUAUAUCUGGCAGCGAGAUCCCCGCACCGCAUUGAGUCGCGUUCAUCAUCAUCAGGAAGGGGAGUCCCCUUCUUCUGGCAGUGGCGAGGCUAAAGAUGGUGGGCUCAAGGCCUUUCUUUCCGCCGUCCAGGACAAUCCGGAGGUUCUGCACGACGCAUCGAGCGCUCAAGUUACGGCCAAGGAAAUCGCCCGCCAGGUGUCCAUUUACACGAUGCGAGGCAGCGAGCACGAGAUUUUGGCGUCGACUCCUUGGUCUCAAUCGAACUUCGCAACUGGUGGAAGCAGGCGUUUGGAGCUGAUGAAUAGCGGCAGCUUUCUGGGUCUCGGUCAGAAGGCAGUGGAUCAGCUCAAGCAGAAGUAUUUGAAGCCAUAA
Aspergillus fischeri NRRL 181 is the source of this 408-nucleotide messenger RNA. RefSeq lists its product as uncharacterized. Lineage: Eukaryota; Fungi; Ascomycota; Eurotiomycetes; Eurotiales; Aspergillaceae. The transcript has 2 exons. The record is from RefSeq and is a predicted model, not a curated record. The coding region runs from base 1 to 408 and encodes 135 amino acids.